Messenger RNA from Procambarus clarkii (red swamp crayfish), 7913 nucleotides. Its product is annotated as nuclear cap-binding protein subunit 3. Gene Ontology annotation, cellular component: nucleus. NCBI's taxonomy places the organism in Eukaryota, Metazoa, Arthropoda, Malacostraca, Decapoda, Cambaridae. The record is from RefSeq and is a predicted model, not a curated record. Gene Ontology annotation, molecular function: RNA 7-methylguanosine cap binding; mRNA binding.
AACAAGAGCCUGGCGAUGUAAACAAGAGUCAGCAGCAAACAUGGCGGGACUGGAGGGCAGUCGAGUGGGCUUCACAAAUCUUAAAAUUGAGGUUCCCAACGAUCUCCAGCCGGAAGAGGGUGAAUUAACAGAGGACGACGGAGAGACGAGAAUGGAAGAGGAUGAAUUAGAGGAAGGAGAAGCGUCUGAGGACGAGGUGGAAGUUAAUGUCAUUAUCGGGGAUGGCGACGCCGGCGGGGAAGGCCGCACAACUAAGGAACCCUUCCAGCCCCAGUAUGAUGAUGGUUUGAAACGGGUACGGAGAUUGGGUGUCACAAACCCUCCAAACCUUCACUUACUUGGCCACGAUGCUAAACAAAGUUGGCCGGAGAGGAGGUAUGAAAACAGGAGUGGUGGCGGCUUUGUUUCUGGCAUCUAUGAGGUUAGCACCAAGGUCUUGUCUGAGAGGGCUCGAAGAUUUGGAGUUUCAGAUACACCCAAGUCCGCCCCAACGCCAGAGGCUAUUGCAAAGCUGUAUAAAAGCUUGGAUGUCAUAGAUGAAGACUUCGCUCGAGGUCGUUAUCGGGCAGAUUCUCUAUUGAUGCGAGGCACAGAAGAUCUUGGUACCAAAGACAUAUUUGACUACUUUCAGUCUUAUGCCCCUGCAAGUAUCGAGUGGAUAAAUGACAACAGCUGCAAUGUCGUGUGGCCAGAUGCAGCUGGCCCAGUGCGUGCUUUGAUAGGACUCACCUGUCCAAUUCUACCUCGCGAAGCAGAUCUAAAAAAAAGUAGACAUACUAGUGCCUCUAAAAGCAGAAAUGGUCAAAAGAGACCAGAUACAAGUAAUAAGAAGAGUGAUGAUGGCAGAACACCUAAGAUUAAAAUAAAAAAAGAAAAGAAAGAUAAAUCUAAGAAAAAGAAAAAUAGUAAUAAGGAUGCUGAGAGUAGUAGUAGUUCAAGUAGCAAUAGUAGUAGUAGUGAGAGUGAUGAGGAAAGCUCUUCGUCAGACUCUUCAAGUAGCAGUAGUAGUGGUAAUAGUACUGAUAGCAACAGUAGUAGUAGCAGCAGCAGUAGUAGCAGCAGUAGUGAUAGUAAUUCAUCUGAAAAUGAAACAGAGAAUAUUAAAGAAAAGACAAGAAAGAAGAAGAAAAAAGUGAAAGUUAAAGUUGAAAAUAUGGAUCAAGAUAUAGUGGAACCAGAAAAAGUUGUCGAAGAAGAGGUGAGUGUUCGUGCAGAAGAUGUAGCCAUCCCAGUACCUCCAGGACGCUGGAGACUAGGAGUUCCGUGUUCACGUACUAAAGCACUACUUUUGCGCUUCUCAAGUUAUAAAGAUAUAAAAGAGGGUGGUGCCGAGAGAAAGUCAGAAUAUUACCGCAAGUAUGGCAAUCCUAACUUUGGAGUGCGUACUUGUGAGCGGAACAGCCAGGAAUCCAACCAACUUCAUCUUUCCAUUUUACCUCUGGCACGACCGGGUCAUAUAACAGGCAUUAAAGGACUCCUAAGUGAAAGUGGCAGAAAACGGAUGCGUGAUGCAAGACGAAGAAGAGAGCUUGACGAAGGCUGGAGAUAUGAAAGAACUGAAAAUAAAAUUGAGGAAGGUCCUAAGAACCCUUGGGGAGCACUUGCAUUAAACUGGGGACGGAAAGAGAGUCAGGAGGACGACCGAUUUGAUUAUCAAGCUCUGCUUCGGCAACAUCAAAAACGAGUACCUGGUGUGAAGAGAAAGAGAACUUAUAGUGACUGUGAGGACGAAGACAUGGUCGACGGUGAGGAUAUUGACGAUGUGCGGCAUGGAAGUAAUGAUGACUACCGUGGCAGUGAUGACAGUGAUGAUAUUGUGCCAUGGAAGAGCAAAAUUAAGAUUCCCCGAAUGAAGAUGUAUGCUGAUGCCGAACAAAAGAAAAAGAAACAGCAAAAAUCUGGGGCUCUUUCGCAUCGUCUUUCUGGAAGUAGAACUCGAUCGGCUGGUGGAGUUCAAGACAGAUUGUCGUAUAUUAGUGCCCCAAGAAGUCAAAGUAUCAGGAGUAGGCUUGAUUUACGCUCAAAAUUGUCAAGCAAGAGAAAAACAGGACCAAUGUCAGUUGAAGUAGAUAAUGAUCAAUAUUAUAGUCUAAUUGCUAGUGAUGAUGAAUAGGGGCUCAUUUCCAUUUACACAAUACAAAAUUUACAGAAUAUAUAACAAAUCAAAGACAGAUACAUUUUGAAUAAUAUUUUGUAUAUUAUAUUUUAAACAACUUUGAAAAUAUUGUUUCACAGUACAGUAGUAUUUAAAAAUUUUCAAGCCAGGGAUUAAAAAAAUAUUUAUUUAACUGAUACUCUCUCUUUUUUGUAAUUAAUGUUGGGCAUAUAAAUUUAAAUUGAUGUGUAACAGCAUUCUAUGCUCUCUUUGGGAGGGGGGGGGGGGGGGGAAGCGAGAGAGAGAGAAUUGUUUUAACAAUAUUUUGAAAGUGUACAUAGAACUCUUGAACUAAUAAUGGAAAGAACAUAUACUUAAUAAUUGGACAUUAGAACUAAGACAUAAUUGUGCCAAAUAUUGAAUUAAACCAUGAAGUGACUGGCUCUUUUUGUUAGUAAAUAUUUACACGUUAUUUUGGUAUUGGCAGCUUCUGGCCUUGUUAUUCAUUGGCUAGAGAAGCUUGUGACAUCAGCAGUAUCAUGUCUUAAAACAUUAUAAUUUAUAUACAGUAUUUGAUAAAAAAUUAGAAUUUUUGAAUUGGAAAUAGAAAGCAAAAGUAUGCAUUUGAUGAAUAUUAAGGCUUAAACACUUUAAAUAACACCAUAAUUACCGAGGAAAACUAUUUUUAUCCAUGUUUAAAUUUUGAUUUAAGAUUCUUCGUCUUAAGACACAGUUAAUUUAUUUUGGGACAUUUGACAUAUAUUCUGACCUUUAUCUUUACAAAAAUAAAGCCAUCAUUGUAAUAAGACAUUAUUACAUGACAUGCAAACAAUGUUGUAUAUAUUAAAUGGGUUGCACUUUUUGUAAAUUCCUAAUUAAAUAGCCAGAGUGCAUUAGAUAAGUGGGAAAAGGUUGUGGUGUGCAUGUGUUAGGCUCAUGGCAAGCCUUGAUGUAAGCGAGGAGGCUCGUGGCAAGCCUUGAUGUAAGCGAGGAGGCUCAUGGCAAGCCUUGAUGUAAACGAGGAGGCUCGUAGCAAGCCUUGAUGUAAAUGAGGAGGCUCAUGGCAAGCCUUGAUGUAAGCGAGGAGGCUCAUGGCAAGCCUUGAUGUAAACGAGGAGGCUCAUGGCAAGCCUUGAUGUAAGCGAGGAGGCUCAUGGCAAGCCUUGAUGUAAAUGAGGAGGCUCAUGGCAAGCCUUGAUGUAAGCGAGGAGGCUCAUGGCAAGCCUUGAUGUAAACGAGGAGGCUCAUGGCAAGCCUUGAUGUAAGCGAGGAGGCUCGUGGCAAGCCUUGAUGUAAGCGAGGAGGCUCAUGGCAAGCCUUGAUGUAAACGAGGAGGCUCAUGGCAAGCCUUGAUGUAAGCGAGGAGGCUCAUGGCAAGCCUUGAUGUAAACGAGGAGGAUGCUUCAGUUAUAGCAAGUAUUAGAUGUAUGGAUAUGUGUGAAGGAAGUAGCUGUUACUUUGUGUAGCAGAUGAAGUUGACCAGAAUCUGGUUUCAUGCUAAUUCCAUUGGACUCUGAUUUAAGAGUUAUUAUAGUGGGACACAAGCUUAUUUGUUUUAGCUCUAGUACUGUGGUUAAUUAUCAAAUCCAAUGCAUAAGAUUUUGUUCACUGCACACCCAGUACAUAUGUGUGUUAAUAUUUGCCUUGUUUUUUGCUGUGACCCCAUGAUAUUACAAAUUUGUUAACAUUUGUAUUUAUUGUGCUUUUGUUACCUAUUGGUAAAGAUGUACCUUAUAAUUGAUUAUUAUUCCUGUAAAUACUGACUGGAGGAAAAGUGAUAUUGGACUUAAAUUUCUUCUUCUCAUUUCUACAAAAUAUUCCCUACUUCUUUGUCAGAGCACAUGCAAGGUUCCCUGUGGUCAGUCAUGAAACCUAACGUAUCGUUGACCUUACACGCAUUGAUACAUUUAACAUUUCUUCGUGUUACUAUGGUAUUGCAAAUUUAAAUGCUAUGCACCCUUUGCUUACACAAGGAUAUAAUGAUAUCAAGAAUAAAGGAAGGAUAUAAUGAUAUCAAGAAUAAAUGGAAAGAUCUUGGUAGCAGGGAGAGAAGCCCAGUUGUAUUCAAUAUAUUUUUCAACUUUUUUCAUGAUGGAUCAUAUAACAUCUUAUAACACUGAUUUUUUAAUUUGAUUUAAACUAUUAUAUCAUUUAAAUGUUUAGUAAUUAUCAGAAUUAAAUUAUAUAUACAAUGAUCCCUUAUAUAAUGUGCAUUUAUACUGUAUGUUUCUGCCAUAAUGCAGUCCUCAUCUAGUGACUAAUAAUUUAAAUUGUGCACACUAUUAUGAUAUAACACAUGGCAUUCUCAUCUUGCAUUGUGUACACUAUUAUGAUGUAACACACACAACAUUCUCAUCUUGCACUCCUGCAGAGAUAACUUUGAUCUGGCUCCCUCCUAACAUCCACCAACUCUUGCACCACACACACUCACAUUUCACCUUGGCUUCUGAGAGAAAGGCAAGGUAGUUAUCGGGAGAAAGCACUAAACCAUUACGACUAUAUAGCGCCUACGAGCUGAGCAUUCCACUUUAAUUGAUUUUUCAGGCAUUUUUAUUUACAGAAAUCUUAGCAGAUAUAUGGAUAUAGAUAUAUGCAGAUAUAUCUGCAUCAUUGACUAGAGUAGUAGUCAAACACUGAUUGUCAUAUCCUUCAAGCUGACCUGGACAAAAUAAGUAAAUGGAGCAACACUUGGCAGAUGGAAUUUAAUGUGAAUAAAUGCAACAAUAUGAAAUGUGGAAUAGGAGAAAGUAUAAUAAAAUAAAUAUGAUCAAAUUAGGAAGUAAAUUUUUACAAACAGUGGUUUUAACAAGUUAAGUUAGGUGGUGGUGGAUGCCAAAACUGUUGGUAGUUUCUAAGUCAUAUAUGACAGCACUGGGAAGAUGGGAUACCACAAGCAUAGCUCUCAUCCUGUAACUACACUUGGGUAAUUACAUGCAGCUCUCCCUACCAAUUUCUUCACAUAUACACACACAACUUUCCUAAUACACACAUAUGCAUCAUGAAGUGGUUAAAAUUCAGCACUGGUUGUUUCUUAUCUCUUGCAGAUAUGAAAGUCAAAUUUUGACUUUCAUAUCUGCCAGAAAUUGGGUUCCAGCCAUAUUGAAAUUACCUUAUUACAGCAAACUUCCAAAAUGAUGUACAUCAGGUCAUUUAAUGAUCUGUCCUGGACCAUUAUAAAGUCGUGUAAUUGAAAAGGAAUGGAAGAGACAGACAAUUUAAAGGUAUAAAAGAUAUAGUUUGUGGAUCUUUUCUGAUAUUUGAAGACAUGAUAAUGAGGGAAAUCGAAGACUUCAUAUAGUGUGUUGGGUUCAUGUACUUAUUGGUUGUUUUCUGGAUAUCAGAGGGAUGAAAGACUACAACUUGUGUCAUUGUGCAGGAGAGAGAGAACUGGCUAUGAACCUUGCCUGAUGAUCAGGAAGCGAGGAAAGAGGGAAUAAGAAGGGCCUAUCUUGCCUGUACCAGGGUAGUCUUUUAUGCCCUUUUUUAAAUGCCUGUAUCAUUACUUUUUUUAUGUCUGUUUUCUUUCUUAAAUAUAGAAGAGAAGCAGGGAACCUAUUAAACCACUCUUAACCCUCCCUAGGCUGUUUUACAAAUUAUGUUAGAUGUGUACAGUUCCUAACCUUCCUAGUUUGUCCUCAAGGUAAAUAUUUGGAAAAACAGGCCUAGUAGGCCACAAUGUAUUGAAUCAAUUGCAAAAUAUUUCUAAUUAAUACAGGGAACCUCCUUACAGGAUAGGUUUGGUUACUCAAAGUGGACACUUUAGAAACAGGUCUCCAUAGACCACUGUAUUGAAGCAUUUGGUGAUUAUUCGAGCAAACAUGAAAAUGAAUUAAACCAAUCAAAGCCUUCUUAGAAGAAGCAUUUUGUUCCUCAAGGUAGAUAUGAUAGGAGCAGGCCUCCUUAGCUCACAAUCUAUUCAAAACAUUGGUGAGUAUUCAAAUAAUUAUGAAAAACAAAACCAUUCCUAUUCUUUAUCCUUCCCGUCUAACCUUUCCUACACUUACCUGAUUCUCUUAAUUCUUACCGUCAUGUUUCUCUUAUCUUCAUCUUGCUCUUACCUUAAAUUAACUUUCUUAAACUUUUUCAGUUACACAACUUGAUCCAGAAUAGACUAAAAUGUCAUCGAUUCUUCAUUUUGUGGGUUAGGUGUCAACUCUUCAGCCAUGUUAUUGUGACUCAUCCUCUGCUAAUAACAUGUUGUUUAAUGAAGCUAGGUUCCAACUCCUGCACUACAUUAAAACAUAAAUAUAAAAACCAGGAAUCACAAAAUGUAGUGACACUAGUACUCUAUAGUGUGGAAUAUUGUUGCACAAUAAUCAUCAUUCUAAGUUGGAGAAAUUGCUGACUUGGAGAACAUGCAAAGAUCUUUUACUGCUAGAAUCCACUCGAUGAAACAUCUUAAUUAUUGUGACUUGUAAUCUUUAUUACCUGAAGUGCAGGCAGGAGAGAUGCAUAAUAAUUUAUGCCUGAAUUUUUUUUAGAGGGACUGUUCUCAGAUCUGCACACAUAAAUAACAUGAGACCAGAAGGAAUGGUAUGAAGUGCAAACUAGCCCCAUUGAAAAUCAGAGCUACAAUAGUUACGCUGAGUGAUCUCUAUCAACAUCAAAGGCCCCGAGAUGUCCCCCCCCCCACCUCUCACACACUAAAUAAAAGGGACAAUAGUUUUUGAUUAACAUCUUACAGUGCUCAAAAAAAGAACUUCAUAAACACCUCCAAAAGAUACUUUAUAAACCAGGCUGUGAUUCGGACAGCGAGCAGCUGUAGUCAAGAACCUAGUUGACUAGAUUAGCUAGGAGGCCUGCCUGGACACUCACUCAAUGGAGCAACAUCUUGCUCAUUUUUGUCCAAACUGCAUUGUCCCAUUUACAGUCAUGCACCUUGUAGAAAAUCCCAAUUUUUGGUUCAUCACGUCUUGCUCUCUCGUUAUCCCUUGGUAAAAAUCUUUGAUGAAUCAGAUACUUUCCAUAUCGCUUGCCUUAUGCCCUUUUGUUCAUGUAUUGGCAUCCUGAAUGAUAUUUAGUGCCUUUUGAAUUUCCAGUGACAAGCAAUGCUUUACAGUCUUCCUGGCUUGGUUCCUUCUUUUGGUAAUUAUGGUAAUUAUUUACCACCCCUAAACUCCCAUCCUCCCCCCACACAUACUGAAGAAAUACUGUAUACAGUCAAUUGUUCUUUUAAUUUUUUUCUUUGCUGAUGCAGAGUAUAGAUAAGUCUCAAGUAACAUGCCAAUACAUUUUUGUUAAGCCCAGUAGUGUCCUUGUAUUUAUUUUUUUUUAAUUUAUUAAGAGCAGAAUAAAGCCACAAGUGAAAGGUGAGAGCUACCAAUGCCUUAGUAUUUGUUGAUAAUAAGUACCCAGUACAAUAACCUUGGUUUAGAACAAAUAUUUUGUCAUUUAGACAUUGUAGUUAGGUGGUGAUCAUUUUACAAUCUGAAAAGCAUUAUUGUAUGAAAUCAAAAGUUAUCUGGCAAUUAUUUAAGUAUUUUUAUCAGGUACAUUCUUUGACAGUUAUUUUUAUUGCUAAACUACUGUUAAGGUAACAUACCUGUAUAAAAAUAAUCCUGUAAAGAAAUUUAAAACAAAAAAUAGUAAAAUUAAAUUAAAAAAAAAUACUGCUACAUGUAUAUUGAACUUUUAGGUGAGAUCAGUUGAAUGUGUGAAAAUUUAUACAUGGCACUUACUUUUAUACAAAUAUAUGAUGACAAAAAAAAAAAAAGGAUAAAGAGAAGUAUGACUACUUAAACAUAGAAAGGUGAAAACGUGCAAACACUCAUAUUACUAAGUUUAUUGUAAAUUGGUUAAAAAAUAAAAAAUGCAUUUA